This is a messenger RNA of Phodopus roborovskii (desert hamster), 1726 nucleotides long. It is a transcript of the gene Igsf11, whose product is annotated as immunoglobulin superfamily member 11. NCBI's taxonomy places the organism in Eukaryota, Metazoa, Chordata, Mammalia, Rodentia, Cricetidae. Gene Ontology annotation, cellular component: cell-cell junction. Bases 215 to 1501 code for a protein of 428 amino acids. The transcript has 7 exons. Gene Ontology annotation, biological process: homophilic cell-cell adhesion. Gene Ontology annotation, molecular function: ionotropic glutamate receptor binding. The record is from RefSeq and is a predicted model, not a curated record.
CUGAGCCCCUGGCUGGGGAAUAGCUGGCGGGAGCCUGGGGGAGUGGCUGUGGCGGCUGGUGGUGGCCGCGGCGGCCGGCGAGCCCGGGACGCCCGAGCCUGCCCCGAGCCUCGGCGGAGCGGAGCGGCCUGGGUGCUCCCGUGUCCCGCUCGGUCCCUGCUGCACCCCGCCGCCUAGGAGCCCGGUGGACGGCGGCUCCCGCGGCGGCUCCGGUAUGACUCGGCGGCGCUCCGCUCCGGAGUCCUGGCUGCUCCUGUCGCUGCUCGGUGUUGCAGUGUCCCUGGAAGUGUCCGAGAGCCCUGGCAGUAUCCAGGUAGCCCGGGGCCAGACAGCAGUCCUGCCAUGCACCUUCUCCACCAAUGCUGCUCUCAUUAACCUCAAUGUCAUUUGGAUGGUCAUUCCUCUUUCGAAUGCAAACCAGCCUGAGCAGGUCAUUCUCUACCAGGGUGGACAGAUGUUUGAUGGUGCCCCCAGGUUCCAAGGGAGGGUAGGAUUUACAGGCACCAUGCCUGCUACCAAUGUCUCCAUCUUCAUCAAUAACACUCAGCUGUCAGACACGGGCACCUACCAGUGCUUAGUGAACAACCUUCCAGAUAGAGGGGGCAGGAACAUUGGGGUCGCUGGCCUCACAGUGUUAGUCCCCCCUUCUGCUCCACACUGCCAAAUCCAAGGAUCCAAGGACAUCGGCAGCGACGUCAUCCUUUUGUGUAGUUCAGAGGAAGGCAUCCCUCGGCCCACUUACCUCUGGGAGAAGUUAGAUAAUACGCUCAAGCUACCUCCAACGGCCACUCAGGACCAGGUCCAGGGAACAGUCACCAUCCGGAAUAUCAGCGCCCUGUCUUCAGGUCUGUACCAGUGUGUGGCUUCUAAUGCCAUCGGGACGAGCACCUGUCUCCUGGAUCUCCAGGUUAUCUCACCCCAGCCCCGAAGUGUUGGAGUGAUAGCUGGAGCUGUUGGCACUGGUGCGGUUCUUAUCAUUAUUUGCAUUGCACUAAUUUCAGGGGCAUUCUUUUACUGGAGAAGCAAAAAUAAGGAGGAGGAGGAGGAAGACAUUCCUAAUGAAAUCAGAGAGGAUGAUCUUCCACCUAAAUGCUCUUCUGCCAAAGCAUUUCACACAGAGAUAUCCUCCUCAGAGAAUAACACGUUGACUUCUUCCAAUACCUACAACAGUCGAUACUGGAACAACAAUCCCAAAACCCAUAGAAACACAGAGUCAUUCAGCCGCUUCAGUGACUUACGCCAGUCUUUCUCUGGCAAUGCUGUUAUCCCAUCCAUCUAUGCAAAUGGGAACCAUCUGGUCUCUGGUCCACAUAAGACUCUGGUAGUGACAACCAACAGAGGGUCAUCACCCCAGGUCAUGCCCAGGAACAAUGGUUCAGUCAGCAGGAAGCCUUGGCCUCAGCACAUGCACUCCUAUACUGUCAGCCAAGUGACCCUGGAGCGCAUGGGUGCAGUGCCUGUCAUGGUGCCUGCCCAGAGUCGGGCAGGAUCCCUGGUGUAGGAUGUUUGAGGAUGCUGUGUUCAGAAGAGAAUAAAUGGAAUACCUCCGAACAAGGGGGAGAGUGGGGGUGGGUGAGUGCUGGAAAGAUAUGCCUUUGUACGAUUACAUUAGUAAAAAGCAUCAAGAAGGUGGUGCUAUCACCUGGCCACUGUGAUGUGGCCUGGAAUAUUCUGUCAUGAAGACUCAAGAAGACUGUUUCCCCACCACAGUUAUCCUGGGAGUCAU